Amoebophrya sp. A25 is the source of this 1057-nucleotide messenger RNA. NCBI's taxonomy places the organism in Eukaryota, Dinophyceae, Syndiniales, Amoebophryaceae. The record is from the annotation of a GenBank genome assembly.
AUGCACAUCCGGAAUAUAUAUAUGACUCAACAGGUAAUAGUACAUAGACAACUAACAACUACAACAAGCACCUUCAGUGAAGUUACUAUGAAGAUGCGCUUUGUGCCGUCAAGAGCUUUAAACCAAGACAUGCUCGAGCUUGCAGCGAAUCGGCGUGAAACAAGUCGCCUCGCAUGCCAAAUCAUGCUGCACCAGUUCAAGUUUGAAAAUGGAUUAUGGUGAUGACAUUCUCCCCUCUCCUCUUCCCUUUUCUUGCCGUUUUGCUUACCCCGAGAAUGGGUAAACUACUACGACUACUACUACUACUACUACUACUGCUGCUACUACUACUACUACUCCUACCCCUACUACGAAGGCACGAAUUGAAGGCGUUCGGCCACUCCUAAAACACGAAUUGAAGGCGUUCAACUACUACUAGAACACGAAUUGAAGGCGUUCACUUCAGUUGCGAACUUCUUGAUUUUUCUAACCAAACAAAGGACCACACCUGCUAAAAACCCUGGUGGCAGCACCGAAUCGUCCGCGUACGGCACGAGGAGUAAAGGGAAAAAUACUUAAGGACUACCACUACAGCAAACCGGGCACCUUCUUCUAGAUUUUUGUGCACGCAUCUGGUCAGAAGUCGACGAUGAUCAGUACAGGUCUCAAGUACUGGAGCAUCAUAAGGGCGUUUAUUCAAAGCAGGUAGGAUAGUACUUUAGAUAAUGACACGAAUUACUGGGUCAGGAUACAACUCUAGAUCAUAACUCUCUAAAGUCCGAUCACCAUCACGCUUCCUUCGAAGGUGAACAACUUGAUGGAUUUUAUACCUUUCGAGGAUCCAAAGUGAUCUGCUUUACUCCUCCACAGCAGCACGAAACGAAAUGGCUCUUGUUGGACCUCAUGAUGGCUCUUGUUGGACUUCAUGAUGGCUCUUGUUGGACUUCAUCAUGGCUCUUGGACACUUCAUGAUGGUUCUUGGACACUUCAUGAUGGUUCUUGGUGGACUAGAAAUUAAGAGUUGUACUUGUAGACAUUGACUGGUGUUGUGUCUAGCAUGUUGAAAAGGUAAAGAGGA